UCAAAACUUCUCAACCUCUGCUCCAAAUCUCUGCUUAUUCAGGUUUGCAUUUCAGAUUUUCAAACCUAAAUUUGGGGAAGAAAGAUAGAAAGAAAUGAAGGGUAUGAAAGGAAAAUUAGUGAAAAGGCUGAAAUCAAUCAAGCCAAUUGGUUACUUGAAGCUUGAUCGAGUUCUUCAGGUGAACGCAGUUGAUGGAUUCAUUGAAACAUUUACAAAGAGCUCAAGUCUCAGCGCUGAAACUCAGUUCAUAGCCAAAGAAUCAGUCCAAGAAAAAGUUGAAGAAAGGAGGGUUCUGAACCAAGAACCUGAUAUUAUCGUUGUAGAAGAGCUCAUGAGAGAUCUUGAAGAAGAUGAUAUGGAAAAUGGUGAUGAUAUUGACGAUAAAGAAAAUAUUGGGCCUCAUGUUGGGGUCAAAGGUAAGAUGGAGACUUCUUUUAGACAACAAACACCUUUGUCAGAGGUUGACGUCUCAUCUUUCCGGCGACCGGAUUUGAAUUCCGGUACCCUUUUCGACCCAAACCUUUUAGCAGCCUUUGAAGAGGCAGUGAAAGAGCAUUUUAGGAUGAGUGAAUCAGAGAGACAAGCAAGAAUUGAGAAGGAAAAUCUCGAAAGAAGAAAAGAAGAAGGAUCUGAGAGGGAAGCAAGAAAUCUUGAAAAAUGUGAAGAGGAACCUCCACCAAAAUCCCGUAGAAUUGAAGAAGAAGAAGAAGAAGAAGAAAAGCCUUUAUUAAGCUAUGAUGAGAAGUGUCCUCCUGGAGGUAGUGACUCUGUAAUUCUCUACACAACAACACUUCGAGGCAUACGAAAAACUUUCGAAGAUUGCAACAGCGUUCGCUUUCUAUUAGAGAGUUUCCGGGUGAUCUUCUACGAGAGAGAUGUGUCAAUGCACAUGGAAUUCAAGGAGGAGCUAUGGAGGGUUAUGGAAGGUAAAGCCAAGCCUCCAAGGCUCUUCAUUAGGGGAAGAUACAUAGGGGGUGCAGAGGAAGUUCUUAGGUUACACGAACAAGGGAAGUUUAGACAACUGUUUGAAGGGGUUCCCAUAGAUGAAUCCACAGGACCCUGUGAAGGAUGUGCAGGUUUCAGGUUUGUUGUUUGUUUCAAUUGCAGUGGGAGCCAUAGGAUUACUGAAGAUAAUGGAUUGUCAAGGAAAUGCCAGGACUGUAAUGAGAAUGGUCUCAUAAUCUGUCCACUCUGUUGCUGAAGAGAAAAUGGAUUUGUUCCAGCCUUUGAUGAGAUUCUGUUUCAGUAUUUACUUGUGUUGGGGUGUUAUAUUCGCACAAAUCAUAAUUCAAAUUCUUUUUGUUGUAAUGCUUGGAAAGAAGAUGGAGUCUGAGUAAAAUGUAUUUGUUUGUGGAUUGGAAUCAGCUUUUUCCAUAUUCACUAUGUACAAUUCAAAAAUAAUCAACACACACUUACCUUUGUUCUCAUAAAUGCAAAUUUUGUGAAAGUUUUGGUACAUUAA
Molecule: messenger RNA, 1462 nt
Organism: Manihot esculenta (cassava)
Lineage: Eukaryota; Viridiplantae; Streptophyta; Magnoliopsida; Malpighiales; Euphorbiaceae
Exons: 1
Coding region: 95-1201 (368 amino acids)
Source: RefSeq, a predicted model, not a curated record